This is a messenger RNA of Odobenus rosmarus divergens (Pacific walrus), 2055 nucleotides long. It is a transcript of the gene MISP, whose product is annotated as chromosome unknown open reading frame, human C19orf21. The transcript has 5 exons. Bases 1 to 2055 code for a protein of 684 amino acids. NCBI's taxonomy places the organism in Eukaryota, Metazoa, Chordata, Mammalia, Carnivora, Odobenidae. The record is from RefSeq and is a predicted model, not a curated record.
AUGGACCGAGUGACCAGAUACCCCAUCUUCAGCAUCCCUCACUCGACUCGCCUGGCUGGCCUGGACCCCGAUGGGGACACGAGCUACACGUUUGAGGUGGUGGAUGUGGCGCCGGCGGCCAGGGGCUGGGGCCAGGACAAGCCACAGGCGUGGCCGGCCGACCGAGAGGCCCGGCUGAAUGCGGCCAGGACUGGGGCGUCCUACAGCCCACGCGCCUUCCCCGGCCGGUCAUCCCCGUGGACACUCUCCUCCCGGGAGGGUGACAAGGAUGAGGAAGCGAAGACCUGCCGCCUGGACGCCGGGGACACCCAGCCUCGGUGGCCACGGGACCUGGAGAAGGAGCGCUGGGCGGUCAUCCAGGGCCAGGCCCUCAGGAAGAACAGCACGGUGGCCACGCUCCAUGGCACCCCUGGCCACCCGGACCCCAGGAGCCCCGGCCAACCUCAGCCUGGGCCCCUGGAGGAGUGCGCCGUGGACAGGGAGCAGAUCGACUUCCUGGCAGCGAAGCAGCAGUUCCUGAGUCUGGAGCAGGCCAAUGAAAGGGGCCCUCUGCACCCUCCGGCUCGGGUGGCCCCUGCCCCUGCCCCACCGGGGCUCAGUCAGGCCCCCAAGGCCUCAAGUGGGCUGCUCCUGCCCAAUGGGUGUGAUGUCCCGCUGAAGCCCCAGGAGAGGGAGGUGCUCCUUCAAGAGAAGAGGGUCUGUGGCCUUCCGGCUGCAUCUGGCGUCCAGGCUGCGGAUGACCCCAGCUCCCGGUCCCAAGUGGGGUCCCCAGAGCUCCCCAGGGAGACCCCCAUCGAGCGGGAGAUCCGGCUGGCCCAGGAGCGGGAAGCGGACCUGCGAGAGCAGAGGGGGCUACAGCGGAAGAACAGCCAGCAGGAGCUGGUGGAGAUACCCAGCAGGCCCCUGCUGACCAAGGUGAGCCUGACCGCGGCCCCACGGCGGGACCGAGGGCGCCCGUCACUCUACGUGCAGCGGGACUUGGCGCAGGAGACGCAGCGCGAGGAGGACCACCGGCGGCGGGAGGGCCCCCAGGCCACACCCAGCGGGCUCUCCCCGGCUCCCCAGUCUGGGCUCAGGAGAGCCCUUAGCUCAGACUCCAUCCUGGACCUGGCCUCGGACAGGGGUACGGCUUGCCCUGCCCCAGAGGUGAGGAAGGUGGGCCGCAUCCCGGCGGAUGCCUACCAGCCGUACCUGUGUCCUGGGAGCCCUCGGCUGGACUUCACAGCCUUCCACGUGCACGGCAAGCCCUGUGGUCUCUCUACGGAUGAGGCCAAGGCUGCGGGCUCUCCAAGGGCCACAGGGUCUCUGAGGCAUCUCUUGGAAUCCUCUGGAAACCCCCCAGGCAUGAAGCCGGAGUGCUCCAAGCCGCCCCAGGGGCGCCUGCAAGCCCACGGAGGUGUCAUUCGGUGGGAUUAUUUCCACCUGAGCCCCCUGCGGUUCAGGGUCCCAGAUGUGCCCCCGCAGGCCGAGGGCCCCCGCGUCCGAGGCUGGGAGGUGGGGGGGACCCUGGCAUCGAGGCUGCAAAGGUCCCAGUCGUCAGAGUUGCUGGAGAGGGAGGUGGAGAGCGUCCUGCAGCGCGAGCAGGAGGUGGCCGAGGAGCGGCGGAAUGCACUGUUCCCUGAGGUUUUCUCCCCGCCACCUACCGAGGACAAUGACGGAAGUGACCAGGACUCCAGGGGCUCCUCUGCGGCCUCAGGCAUCGUGGGCAGCUAUUCGGUGCCCAAGUCCCCCUUCUUCAGCCCCAUCCACCUGCACUCAGGCCUGGUGUGGACGGCGGAGGCCCCUGCCGAGGCUUCUCCUGAGCAGAGGAAAAAGAGGGAGCAGCGGUAUGCUGGCAUCAAGUCCUUAGACCACAUCGACUCAGAGGUCCUGGAAGCCACGCGGGUGACCCACCACAAGAAUGCCAUGGCGAGGCGCUGGGAAGCUGGUAUCUACACCAGUCCCGGCCGCCAGGUCCACCCCAGCCGCCUUGCUUGUCGAGUGGCUGAGGCCACCAGGCCCCUGCGCCGCCCACCCCUCAGCAUCAGCCACGGCAAUCACGUGCCGCACGCGUGA